Anneissia japonica is the source of this 976-nucleotide messenger RNA. Its product is annotated as hyalin-like. Gene Ontology annotation, molecular function: calcium ion binding. The transcript has 6 exons. The record is from RefSeq and is a predicted model, not a curated record. NCBI's taxonomy places the organism in Eukaryota, Metazoa, Echinodermata, Crinoidea, Comatulida, Comatulidae. The annotation marks the transcript as partial.
AUGUCCUACACCACAAAAUCUGAAGUUAACCCGUGUUCUGGGGCGGCGUGUAUGAACGGAGGCACUUGCAAUGACCUAGGCAAUGGCACCUUCUCUUGUAACUGCACUGAUGAUUACGAGGGUGAUACAUGUGACACUCGUAAUCCGUGCUUACUAGAGUAUUGUGUGAAUGGCGAAUGUUAUAUAUUAAAUAACAUUGCAACCUGUAAUUGUACUGGAACCGGAUAUGAUGGUAGUGCCUGUGAACAAGAUAUUGAGAAUCCAGUUCUAACAUGCCCAGGCAGCUAUUCUGCCAACACACCACCGGGAGAAGCAACCAAAACUGUAGAAGAAUUCAACGUUACAGUUGAAGAUAAUUCUGGUGAAACACCUGUCAUUACCUCCGAUUUUCCAGUUAAUGGUACAUUUGGUAUUGGUCUCACUGUGGUUACAUACCAAGCAACUGAUUCUUCCAGUAACGGAGGAAUGUGUACUAUUACAGUCACUAUAUAUGACAUGGAAAAUCCAAACAUAACCUGUCCAACAAGUGAAACGGUAAUGACUGAUGACGGUCUACCAACUGCAGUGUACAAUUACACAGUGGUCGUUUUAGACAACUCAGAUGAGGCCAUAUCACCUGUAUGUUCCAUGCAAUCUGGUUUUCCUUUUCCAAUCGGUGAAACAAUAGUGGAGUGUAAUGCAACAGAUUCAUCUAACAAUUCUGCUUCAUGCAGUUUCAUGGUCAAUGUUGAAGACCAGGAACCUCCAGUCAUCAAUUGUCCUAGUAACAUUUUCAUGCAGAGUGCUGUUGGAGUUUCCAGCUUACUUGUAAUCUGGGACCAAGUGAACGCAACUGAUAAUUCACAGAAUCCGCCUACGAUUACAUCCAACUACAACAGCAACAAUUCCUUUCCUGUUGGUAUUACAGAAGUAAACUUUGAUGCAACUGACGGUUCUGGCAAUUUAGCAAAUUGCUCAUUUACUGUUACAAUUGAAG